AUGCUAUAUCAGUACACAUGGUACGCAGGGAUGUCCACACGGCGCUGGUCGGACACUACCCAUGCGUCUAUCGCAUCGAGUCAAGGUAAUCCUGGCUCAAUUGGAAGGUUAUGCUUGGAAGAUGAUCGGAGAAGGCGGUCUAGGGCGGGGGGAUGUUGGCAGUCGGAGGUCUGCGAGGCAAAAGGGAGAUGGAACAGUUCGAUGGGUCGUAUAGAGCUACGGUUCGAUGAGGAUGAACGUAUGCAGCAGCUACUAUCUGUCAGAGGAACCACGAAGUCGUCACACCGAUCACAUCCCAUCCAUCUCAACUAUGCCUGA
This is a messenger RNA of Marasmius oreades (fairy-ring Marasmius), 318 nucleotides long. RefSeq lists its product as uncharacterized. The record is from RefSeq and is a predicted model, not a curated record. The transcript is spliced from 2 exons. Lineage: Eukaryota; Fungi; Basidiomycota; Agaricomycetes; Agaricales; Marasmiaceae. Bases 1 to 318 code for a protein of 105 amino acids.